Messenger RNA from Lymnaea stagnalis (great pond snail), 942 nucleotides. The record is from the annotation of a GenBank genome assembly. Lineage: Eukaryota; Metazoa; Mollusca; Gastropoda; Lymnaeidae.
AACGCCGUCAACAUCGCGGUCUUCCUCAAGCUCGGCCUCGCCGACCCCGUGACGAUCUCCUUCUUCGCGCUGUCGGUCACGGACAUGGUCUGCCUGCUCAUCGCCGCCUACAACUGGCUGUGCUACACCCUCUACCGCGUCCCCGCGGGCGGCUGGCCGGUGGACAUGUUCUCGCUGAUGUACCUCGGCGUCUGGUAUUUCCAGAUGGUCUACGACGUCUCGAUGCUGAUCACGACGUACACCGCCGUUCAGAAGUGCUGCUGCAUCGCGCUCCCGCUGCAUUUCAAAUCCGUGUUCACCAAGACCAGAACGUGCAUCGUCAUCGCCGCGUUCAUCGUCAUCUGCAUGACGUCGUACGUCCCGCUGCUCGCCACGCAGGGGCUCCAGCGAAAAACCAACCCGGCCACGAAUGCGUCGACGUACACGAUUUGGUACGCCAGCGACCGAGAAGAGAUCAUCAGCGCCAACGAUAUCAUCGUUCGGAUCAUCCUGCAGAACGCGUGUGAGAUCAUAGUCGUCUCGUGUUUGAUAAUAUUGACGACGAGUCUGCGCAGGCACUCUAAGUUUCGUCACUCCGUGUCCAUUCACAGCCUGUCGGAGUGCUCCAGCGAAGGUUCCCUUCCGUCUUUAGGGAGCCAGGAAACGCCAAUCGGCGCUAAGACAAGCCGGAUAUCCGCUAAGGAGCUACAGGUGAUCAAAUCGGUGACCUUGGUCUCGGCCAUAUUUGUCACGUGCAACUUCCCGCGUGUCGUGCUGUCCAUCGCCCGCACCAUCGUCCCUGAGAUGGACACGUUCAGGCGGUACCACAACAUCCACCUGACCUCGCAGAUGAUUCGGCGCGUCAUUGAGGUGUCGGGAGCCAGCGGCAACUUCAUCAUUUACUAUAAAUUUAACCGCCGGUUCCGUGAGAUUGUGAACAGAAUUUUCAAAUGUUCAGACUGA